AAGUAAACUAAAUGAAGUUAAAGAAACUUGAAAAAUUUUAAUAAAGUCAAAGAAACUGAAUGAAAAUAAACAAAGUACUUGAAGACAAAAUUUGAAGUCAAGUUGAAGUAAUGAUAAAAAAUAAAAAUUAUUUAAUGAAGCAAAUUUUGUUAUUAGUUUUUAUGUUUCUCCAAGUUGAAUCAAGAGUUCAAGACCAAGUGUUUUACUGGCCAAUAAAACCAUUCAUAUUUAUAAAUAAUAAUAAUACACUAGACGGAAUCUUACCACUUUUGUAUAAACGAUUAGAAGAGUUAUGUAGUCCUCGCAAAAAACUUGCUGAAUUUUAUUUGGUAAACGAAACGUUUAAUCAAAAUAAGUUUUACAAAGGUUUAGAAAAAGCAUCUUUUGGCAUCCAAGGUUCACCAAAUAUAAAUAAUACAGUGUGGUACCCUUUAUUUUUCUGGCCGCAAAAUGAUUAUUUGUUUCCUUAUGACGUAAAAUACAACUUGUUUUUGUCUUCGCAAAUAUUGGUGUUGUUGCUAAUAAAAAAAAAAUAACAAUUACAAGUAAAAUUAUUGAAUCUAUCAAAAAAUGCUAUUCAAUUGCAUUGCAUGCUUUUGGUUUAACUUUGAUCUUUGCGGCACUAGUGUGGUUAACAGAAUGCAAAAAGAACAAAAAUUUCAACAAACUUUAUUUAAAAGGAUUUGGUACAAGUCUUUGGUGGGCAAUUGUUACUCUCGCAACAGUUGGAUACGGUGAUGUUGUUCCGGAAUCACUAGUUGGUCGAAUACUUUCCAUAUUUUGGAUGAUGAUAGGUGUGAUUCUUAUUUCUGGAAUGACAGGAACAUUUAGCUCAGUAAUGACAACUAAUUCUUUCUUGAGCAUACAAAACCAAAAGAUUGCAGCCGUAAACGAUUCUUUUGAUUUUCACAUGGCUCAGAAAAACUUUAACUCAAGUUUAAAACGAGUAUACGGCUCCUACGAAGAGGUUCUUCAAGAUGUGAAUUUAAAUAAAGUUGAAUAUGGAGUUAUCAACAUCGAUGUUUUGUUAAAUAUGAACUAUAAGGAAAGAUACAAAAAUGUUGUGCUCGUGCAAGUAUUAGACGCCAUUUCACCCGUUUUAAUAGCUUUUGGUAGUCAAACCAACGUGAUGGCUAAUUUAUAUCCACAUGAUACCAGCAAACCCGAUGUAGUUUUGGACUGUAUACAAAAAUUACAUUUUACAGAUAUCUUAAAAAAUUUACAAGAUUAUAACAGAAAGAUUCCAAUUAUAGAAACAGAAUCUGUACUAAACGUUGAUGAAUUUAUGAAAGUUAACUACAUACAAUAUUCUUUGAUAUCAAUUUUUUUAAUGGUCUUUACUUUUAUAAUUAAAGAUGUCAUUACAUUUGUCUAUAAUAAAUACAAGGGAGAAAAACAAACCAAAACAAAAGAUAAAAUCGUUCCAAUGGCUUUUCUUUUUAACAGUCAUUUAAACGAGGAAAAAAAUUUAACGUCUUUAAAUAAUGUUCAGGAAGAACUUACUUUAAUUAAAGAACAAUUAAUGAAGCUGAACAACGUUAUUUUGUCAAAAGAGUGUUGUCCAUGUUCAAAACAGCCCUAAAACAAGUGUUGUCCAUGUUCAAAACAGCCCUAAAAAGAGUGUUGUCUGUGUUCAAAACAGUCUUAAAAGGUACUUUAAAAUGUUCGUAAAAGUACAUUAUAAUCUUACGAUGAUUAAAAUUCUUCAACUUCAUCUUUAUUUAGUUUAAAGAAAAUAAAAGAGAGCAAAAAAAAUAUGCAAAAUAUAAAUAUUUUAUAUAA
Messenger RNA from Hydra vulgaris (swiftwater hydra), 1782 nucleotides. RefSeq lists its product as uncharacterized. NCBI's taxonomy places the organism in Eukaryota, Metazoa, Cnidaria, Hydrozoa, Anthoathecata, Hydridae. The record is from RefSeq and is a predicted model, not a curated record.